Molecule: messenger RNA, 2095 nt
Organism: Aspergillus welwitschiae
Lineage: Eukaryota; Fungi; Ascomycota; Eurotiomycetes; Eurotiales; Aspergillaceae
Product: NAD-dependent malic enzyme
Exons: 8
Coding region: 100-1929 (609 amino acids)
Biological process (GO): malate metabolic process; pyruvate metabolic process
Cellular component (GO): mitochondrion
Molecular function (GO): NAD binding; malate dehydrogenase (decarboxylating) (NAD+) activity
Source: RefSeq, a predicted model, not a curated record
ACUUUCAGGGUAUAAGAAUUUGCUCUAUCGCCAGGGAUAACCCGGACCCCUCCCCCAAGUAAAAGCCAUUUCAGCCAGUUCUGACCCCUCUUUCAAUCAAUGGCUCUAUCUCUCCUGAGACUCAAGCCCAACCCGCCAUCUUCCCUUCUAUCCCUGCAGCGCCAUACAUCUAUCAAGUCGGUCGCGAGAAUGUCUACGUCCUCGAAAUCUUCCAAGUUCAGUCAUCUUCCCCGGGCUUCGUCCGGACCUUUGGUGUGUCCGUUUGAGGGGAGAGAUGCUCUGCAGUCAUGCCAGUUCAAUAAAGGCUCGGCGUUUACAGAGGAGGAGCGCAAAACAUUCAAGCUUCAUGGUCUGCUUCCUCCCAACAUUCAGACCCUCGAGGAGCAGGUUCAGCGGGCCUACGAGCAAUAUAGCAGUCGAGAUAAUGAUCUGGCUAAGAACACGUUUAUGGCUAGUAUGAAGGCGCAGAAUGAGGUUCUUUACUACAAGUUGAUUGAUACCCAUCUCAAGGAGAUGCUCAGCAUUAUUUACACUCCCACUGAAGGCGAUGCAAUUCAGAACUAUUCUCGAUUGUUCCGGAAGCCAGAGGGCUGUUUCCUGAACAUCAGGGACCAAGACAGGAUUGAAGAGUGCCUUUCCAAUUUCAGCCGCGGCGAAGAAGUCGACUAUAUAGUCGUUAGCGAUGGCGAAGAGAUCUUAGGAAUUGGUGACCAAGGCGUAGGCGCUAUCUUGAUCUCGGUUGCCAAAUUAGCCCUGACCACGUUGUGUGCUGGGAUACACCCAAGUCGGCAAUUGCCAGUGGUUCUAGACUGUGGGACAGAUAAUGAAUCACUUCUCACGGACGAGCUAUACCUGGGUCUCCGACAGUCGCGCGUCAGAGGCGAGGAAUAUGAUCAGUUCGUGGAAAAGUUUGUGGAAACGGCUCGAAAGAGGUUCCCACGCGCGUAUAUACACUUCGAGGAUUUUGGCCUUCAUAACGCCAAGAGAAUCUUGGAUAAAUUCAAAUCGCGUAUCCCGUGCUUCAAUGACGAUAUUCAGGGAACUGGCUGUGUCACCCUGGCUGCCUUGUUGUCCGGAUUCCACGUGGGUGGUAUCGAAUUAGAGGAUGCUCGUGUUGUCGUCUUUGGAUCUGGAUCAGCGGGCACUGGUAUCGCGGAGCAGCUCGCUGAUACCAUCGCAACUGAAACACACAAACCUAAAGAAGAAGCCUCAAAGCAGAUAUGGUGUCUCGACAAACCGGGUCUUCUGGUCAAAUCGCUCGGAGACCAGCUGACGCCAGCCCAAGUACCCUUUGCGCGAGACGACAAAGAGUGGCCUGAUGCGGAUUCGCGCGAUCUGCUUUCAGUAGUGAAGAAGGUGAAGCCGCAUGCCUUGAUCGGUACCUCCACUAAACCGAACUCUUUCACCGAGGACGUGAUCCGGGAAAUGGCGAAGCACGUCGAAAAGCCAAUCAUAUUCCCCCUCAGUAACCCGACUCGUCUGCACGAGGCACAGCCUGAGGACAUCAAACGUUGGACUGAUGGCCGGGCUUUGAUAGCCACCGGCAGCCCUUUCCCACCCGUCGAUCGCAACGGGGGAAAGUAUGAGAUAGCGGAAUGUAACAACUCGACAUGCUUUCCCGGGAUCGGGUUGGGCGCAGUCCUGUCGCGAACACGAACGUUGUCCAACAAGAUGCUUGUGAGUGCAGUCAAGGCAUUGGCAGCGCGGUCGCCAGCACUGCAGGAUCCCAACGGACCUCUCCUACCUGAUGUCAGAGAUGUACGGGAGCUUAGCGUCGACAUCGCCAAAGCCAUUAUUAAGACGGCAGUCAAAGAAGGGCAUGCUGAAGAGGAGGGAAUUCCCACGAAUGAAGAUGAGUUAGAAGAGUGGAUUCGGGCGCAAAUGUGGGAACCCGUAUACAGGCCCCUUGUGAAGCCACAAAAACAAUGAGGAGAGUAAGUUUCCCACAAGGAGGCUGUGCACUCCCAAGCCGAGCCAGGCUCGGUUGUUCGGCACCAGGCGGAGUUGAUGAUGAGGCUCUGUCGGAGGUCAUCAGAUAAUUCAACAAUAACUUUAAUAAUGCAUACCGAAUUUUGUUGGAGGACAUAAGCAUCAC